Messenger RNA from Vigna angularis (adzuki bean), 4742 nucleotides. RefSeq lists its product as uncharacterized. The record is from RefSeq and is a predicted model, not a curated record. Bases 359 to 4366 code for a protein of 1335 amino acids. The transcript is spliced from 4 exons. NCBI's taxonomy places the organism in Eukaryota, Viridiplantae, Streptophyta, Magnoliopsida, Fabales, Fabaceae.
AUAGCUUUCUUUGUCCUUUUCUUUUUCUUUUUCUUCUUCUUCUUCUUCACCUUCAAUCUUCCCCUUUCUCUUCUUUUGGUGCCGCUUCACACUCUCUUUGUCAAACCAUCAAAUACACGUAGCCAAUACAUAACACACACGUUCAGCUCCUCAUAGUUCCUGUUGCCAAUGGUUUGCCACACAGAGUAAACAAAAGAAGGGACAUUGAAAAGCACAGGAUUCUCAAUUAUCCUUUGUUUUCUUUUGUUUCCACAAUAAUAUCAGUUUUCAGGCUUGGAUUGAUCUGUGGGAUUGUUUUGAUUCAUGCUGAGGUUUUAAUUAGGGGGAGUUGUCAAAGGAGAGAGACAGAGAGGGGAAGAUGGGAUCAGAAAUUGGAACCAAAAUAAGGAAAGUUGUUGUAAUUUCAAUCAGAGGUGGUUUCAGAUCAGCUUGCAAUCAUCCAUUCCUUUUGGGGUUUUUGUGUUUCUUGCUUUUGUUGUACAGAUCUUUUCCUUUUCUAUUUUCUGUUUUGGUCUCUGCAUCUCCUGUUUUGGUCUGCACUGCUAUUCUGCUCGGGACCCUUCUUAGUUUUGGGCAGCCAAAUGUGCCUGAAGUUGAAAAGGAAGAGAAAGUUACUCAUAGCUUAUCAUCCUUCCAAGCUGGGUUUUCGGAGGGGGAGACUGUUUUUUCUGACAGAGAUGAGAACUACUUUGUGAAGGGGUAUUCACAAAAUAAGAGUGAUGUGGAAGAGAGGGGCAUUGAGGAAGCAAGUUUGGUUGCUGAGAGGGAUAAUAGGACAGAAGAAGAUCAAGACUUGCGUUCUGAAUUGCCCCCAGAUGAUGUAGACUUGCUGGAUAUUCAGCCUGAGAAGAAAAAUAGAGGGGAAGUGGAAGGGGAAAGGGAACUCCACAGUUUUGAGUUGGGAAAGAAUAAGGAAAUUCAUGAAGAGAACCUGACUUCUGAAGCUGUUUCAAGUGAUGAAGAAGCUAUUGAGAAGCAAUAUGUCUUGGUUCAGAAAAUGGAUGAUGAUACUUUUGAAUUUGAAAAUGAGAAACCUCCAAGAGAUCACGUGGACUUUUCUGCUAGCUCAUCUUGGAAACAGGUGGAAAAUGAUGAUGAUGGUGAUGAUAAUGUCUCGGUGGAGUCAGGUUCUGAUGGGGCUGAAAGCUCUUCACCAGAUGCUUCCAUGGCUGACAUAAUUCCAAUACUUGAUGAACUCCACCCAUUACUAGACCUAGAUGCUCCACAACCAGCUCAUGUGUCCCGUGAUGGUUCUGAUGCUGAAUCUGAGAAGUCUCAGAAUAGUGACGAUGACAGUGUUGAAUCAGAUGAAGAUACUGAAAACCCUGGUGAUGUGGAAGAUGAUGGUAUUGAUGAACCCGAUGAUGAAGAGGAAGAAGAAGCUAUAGGUGGCAAAGAAGAUGAAAGUAAAUCUGCCAUUAAAUGGACAGAGGAUGACCAAAAGAACCUCAUGGAUCUGGGAAAUUUAGAGCUGGAAAGGAACACGCGGUUGGAAAAUCUUAUUGCCAGGAGAAGACAAAAGAGAUUGAUAUCUGAGAAGAAUCUAAUAGACUUAGACUUUGUUGAUAUUCCCAGUAAUGUUGCACCUAUUGCUACAGCCAGGCGUAAUCCAUUUGAUUUCCCUGAUGACUCCUUUGCUGCCAUGGGAUUACCACCCAUUCCUGGAUCUGCUCCUUCUAUUCUACAACCUAGACGAAACCCUUUUGAUAUUCCCUAUGACUCAAAUGAAGAAAAACCUGAUCUUAAGGGGGACAGUUUUCAACAAGAGUUUACAGUGUUUCAUCAAAAAGAUGCCCUUUUUCGGCGGCAUGAAAGUUUCAGCGUAGGACCUUCAGUACUGGGGUUAUCCAGGCAAGAGAGGUAUGAUUGGAAACCUGUCUUUGUAUCCGAAAGGAUGGCUUCAGAGGGAACAAGUUAUUCUUCAUUUCACAGGCAAUCAAGUGAAGUAAGUGAUUCAAAGUUGAGCUCUGUUCCAGAUACUGAAUCUUUGAGUUCAAUUGAUCAAGAUGACAGGAAAUUCAGUGAGCAGGACUUGUCUCAAGAAAAUGAAUUGGUAUCUAACAUGGAUAAUGCUUCUGAUGUUGUUGAACAUGGAAGCCAAAGCUCUGAAGAAAAUGAUUCUGUGGAGAUGAUACAAAUUGAGGAGAGCAAUGUUCGCCAUGAUGAAGUUGAGAUAGUGCUGGGUGGGGUGGAAAAUCCUUCUGAGAUGGCGUUUUAUCCUGAAACAGGAGAGGUUGAAAUUCAUGAACAAUUUAAUGCAGGGGAAACACAUUUGAGAAGAGAACCAGGUGACGAGGAGAGCGACAGCCACAGCAGCAGAUCAAGCCAUUCUUCACUAUCAGAAGUAAUUGACAGCAUGCCAGAUGAGAAAAUAGAGAGUUUGCAAGGAGAUGAUCAUGUUUCAACUCAAGCUUCAGUGCAGGAAUCUAACUUGCAGCAUGUUAGUAGUAGUGAGGUGGAAGAUAAUCACCAUGUAGAACCUGUUUAUGAUUCUAGUCCCCAGGCUUCUGAAACACUCCAAUCAUUUCCUUCACUAUCUUCUCAUGAUUCUGCUUUGGAGUUUUCCGAGAGGGCAAUGCCUCCUGCUUCAGUGGAAACUGCUAAUGUGGCAGAUAAGGAGUUGGAUGUUCAUGAUCACAGACAGGAAAAUAAUACUUCUGAUCAUGAUAAAACUCAAGCAGCCUCUUCCGAACAUCACGUGGAAGCCCAAAAUGCAUUGACGUCUGAGAAAUCUGAAGAUGUGUAUGUUGCAGCGAAUGAGUUAUCUGCAGCGAAUACAUCUACAGUGGCUGAGCCUCAGGUUAUCCCUGUUUCUGUGGAUGCAAAUUUGUCUUCAGAUAUGGGAUCAAUAACCGGUGUGAUUAAUUCAGGCUUAGUACAUGGUCAGGAUGUAGCCGACCACAUACAUGCUGAUUCUGAAAUUCUUCACCAAGACAAUAUAAAUUCUGUAGAUUCAGAUUCUGAAAAGUCACAUAUAUCAGAUAAUGAAUCUCUGGAGGAAAGUGCACUGCCCAACGAAAUAUCGAGAUCUUUUAGUGCAAAUGUGUCUGUGUUAGUCCAAGAUGCAGAUGAAAUGUUGGAUUCUGGGGCUUCAGAUGCCCACCAUAUAUCUUCUGAUGGUUCCUUUAUGCCUGCCCAACUGGAUUUGCAACUUUCACCAGCAGCAGGGCCAGCACCAGUGGAUCAUCCUAGUCCACCUUCUGAAGAAAGCGGACAUACAGAAAUUUUUUUAUCAAAUAAUGCUGGCAUAUAUCAGAUUCAGCAGGAUAAAGCCUUGACAAGUUCUGUGGAACAAGGUGAAGCCAAUAUCUAUGAAGAUUUGGAUAAGAAUGUGGUUGUUUUCACUUCUGACAGUCAACAUGAAAGUGAUGAAAAGCCUUCUUCUAACAUGGAGAAUCAUAAAUCAAUCUCCGAUAAAUCAGUUGUUGAACCAUCUUUUAGUGAUCAUGAUGAAAGUCAGAGUUCUUCUGCUAUCCACAUUGAAUCAGCACAGAGCUUUGGCAGAUCCAAUGAUGAAACUGGAGAGUUGCAAGAUGCGACUCAAAAAGUUCAACCAAGCAUUUCUUCUGUGACCUCAGAAAAAUCCCAAAAUUCUGAAUUCGGGUCACCCUCUGGUGAAGUGGAUUUGGAAGUUGAUAGGCAUGGGGCAGUUGAAAGGGAUACCGAAGUGCUAGAAACUGCACUUGCUUCAGAAGAGAGCAUGUCUCAGGUUACUGAAGAAAAUAGCAAUGAAUUUGAUGAUAUGAAGGAAAUUGACGAAGGAUUCUUGUCAGAAUUGGACACUGUUGGAGACUUUCGUGUCAAUGAUGCUGGUGUAUCACUUCGUACUGACACUGAACAUGAGAAAACUGGAGAUUCUCAAGUUUUUUCACUCCCUAAGGAUGUAAAGAUAGAAGAGAUUGAACAGGGCAUCCCAGUUCUUGAAGCAAGAUCACUUGAAGAUGUUAACCUGGCUUUUAAGCAACUUCAAGAAGGAGUGGAUGUUAAAGAAGUUAUCCUUCCAAGUACCAUUAAGGAUCAGCAUGCUAUUGAAGAAUCUAAAGAUCAUCUGGAAGCUAAUUCAGACCUUGAGGUUGUUGAAGCCAGAUCUCUGGAAGAUAUUAACAUUGCUUUAAAGCAAGCAUCUGAAGGAAAUAAAGGGGAGCUUCCAAAUUCCUUGGAUUUGAAAGCCACUUCAGUCAAAGUUGAAGAAAAUGGAGUUGGCUCGUCAAAGGUGAAUGAAUCCAGUUCUGAAGAAACAAACAGAACUACGGCAGAUAAAUCGGAAAAUAUACCCAUCAGUGGCUCCAGUGACAAGGCAAAAUCUCACAGUAGGAAAUCUACUUCCAGUUCCAGUUCCAGCUCAAGCUCGAGCGAUUCUGAUUGAUAUGGUGAGAGGCCACUUUGAGCACUGAAGAAAGAAUCGUAAGUUUCUCAUUUAUAUUGUUUUAUUUAUUUGUCCUUCAGUGGUGGGAAUUUAGCCAAUCAAGUCUUGGCUAAUGGUAGUCAGUCAGGUCAGGUUUCGUAAAUUUUGUUGGAUUGGUUUCUUCAAGAAUGAGUUUUUGGUUUUAUUUCUUGAAGCGUGCAGUUUUUUGUUCAAUUUUAUCCCGAGUGUGAGCAAUUUGGCAUAUACAGGGUGAGUGUUUAUUUCCAACAAGUGCACAUUGUGUUGUCCAAAAAGAAGAAAAGAAAGAAAUUGGAGUAUUGUACAUUAUACUUUGAUUGUAGAAAGAAAUGGUGAAUGGACUUUGUUUAUUUGUAUA